Molecule: messenger RNA, 1293 nt
Organism: Protomyces lactucae-debilis
Lineage: Eukaryota; Fungi; Ascomycota; Taphrinomycetes; Taphrinales; Protomycetaceae
Exons: 3
Coding region: 147-1262 (371 amino acids)
Biological process (GO): adenylate cyclase-activating G protein-coupled receptor signaling pathway
Cellular component (GO): plasma membrane
Molecular function (GO): G protein-coupled receptor activity
Source: RefSeq, a predicted model, not a curated record
UAAACAACGACUGACCCCGCGCCUGUGCAACUACAACUGACCACUGUACUCUGCGCUAGCGACAUGCGCCGGUAGCUAUCUGCUUGAACCUCCAAUACUCGAGAAGAACAGUCAUCUAGAUUGCAUCGUGUCUGCGCCGUUGUAAGAUGGUUGCAAUUACGAUGAGCGAAGCUCAUUCGACUAUAACCAUGAUUGCGAUCUUUGGCCUCUGCAACUGUCUCUCGACCGCUUCUCUACUCGCAUUUGUCUUGUACCACCGGUAUUACAAGAAAUGGAGUGUACUACAUUCACAAAACAUCACUCUCAUCACAAACCUCAUAUUCUCGGACUUCUUACAAUCCCUCGGAUUUUUGAUCGAGUUUCACUGGCUUCGCAUCGGCCAGGUGCAAACAGACAGUGCCGCCUGCUCAACGCAAGGACAUCUCAUCCAGAUGGGAGAUUUGGCAACAUCCAUGUUUGUCAUUCUCAUCGCCGCCAACACGGCUCUCCACUUUAUCAGACCAUCAAAUCCAAAUGUUCCCCAAGUAGCCUUACGCUGGGUCAUCUCGCUCGUCUGGCUCAGUGCACUGCUCAUGGCAGUUGUUCCACCAGCUUUCAAACCAGGCUUUUAUGGCAACGCUGGCGUCUGGUGCUGGAUCGCUGUCCAGUACUCUUGGGAAAAGCUCUACCUGCACUACAUCUUCCUUUUACUCGCCAUGGCCGUUUCUCUGAUCAUCUAUCCAUCGCUCGGCAUCUAUCUCAUUAUUCAGAGUCGCAAGACGGAUCGCAGCCGGAACAGUUCUAGCACGAGACUGUCAACAGUGGCCAAGACGAUGUUUUUAUAUCCCAUGAGUUAUGCACUUGGUACAAUGCCGCUCGCCAUCACACGCAUAAGAUCCAUGGCAGGACAAGUUCCUAAUCAUGGUAUGCUCAUGGGUGCGUGUAUCGUCUUUUCUAUGCUGGGUGGCAUCAACUGUCUCAUCUACAUCGGCACCCGCAAGCACAUCUUGGCGUCUCAGCAAGAAGAGAUUGCGCGACAGCAGGAGGUAGAGCUGCAGCGUCAUGCCAGUGCCUUACAAAAAAAGCUUGCACUGCUUGGCAGUAAUUAUGAUGAAUUCAAGGCUGAAGCGUAUUACCCAGGACUCGUCAUUGAUUUGGAAGAGACUGGGGCGGACAUCAAGCAAUCUGGCUUUGUCCGUGAACAAAGAGGAUCACAAGGAUCUUCUGUCAAGGAUGAAACGAGAGUGGCAGUCAAAGCCAUCAUGAUUGACGAUUUAGUCUAGCGUUGCAGUGAUUUUCUUAUUCCAACUACUU